AUGGCCGUCCCUCCUCCCCACUACGACACGGUCCUGUUGCGUGAGCAUCUGUUCCAGGAUCUCAACAACAAGUAUUUGGUGAUCCCUCCAGAAGCCCACCAGCCGGGAUUUAGACCGGUUCAUGAAAUCGGUCUUGGUCUCUUCAACUACUACCUGGUCGACCAGCACAGCAUUCAGGGCGCCGGAUACCAUGGAAUUGCCGAGAUCGUGCUGGAUCUGUGCUUGUUGUUUGUGUUUGCGGUCGGAUUCUAUGCCAUCUAUAAACUGGUGAUUCUUAGAAGAGCCGUUCCUAAACCGGUCCAACUCACCAAGUACUAUCCGCAGGACCUCGAGAGCCAGGUGCAGUACUCUCCAGACCUGCCAUCGCUGGUGCACACGCCAUCCACGCCGUCGUACCCAGACUCUGCUCCUUCCAGUGCAAACACCUCGCCGAUCACCAACAUCUUGGAGUUCGACAACCCGUUCAAACACAGCCACAACUCGCGGGCCCUGAUGAACAGCCUCAAGAUCCAAUAG
This is a messenger RNA of Ogataea philodendri, 516 nucleotides long. RefSeq lists its product as uncharacterized. The transcript has a single exon. Lineage: Eukaryota; Fungi; Ascomycota; Pichiomycetes; Pichiales; Pichiaceae. The record is from RefSeq and is a predicted model, not a curated record. The coding region runs from base 1 to 516 and encodes 171 amino acids.